Cuscuta campestris is the source of this 1970-nucleotide messenger RNA. NCBI's taxonomy places the organism in Eukaryota, Viridiplantae, Streptophyta, Magnoliopsida, Solanales, Convolvulaceae. The record is from the annotation of a GenBank genome assembly.
CAAACUCUUUGUCUUCUUAUCUUUCUUCCGUCAUCUAUCGGCUUCCUUUUCUCGAGAUUUCCAUCUUCCACUUCAACUGUUGCAACCUGCAGUAGGUUUCGUCAGUACCUAAAAACCAAGUCCAAACCCGCAUUCCAGAUAUCCAUAACCCAUUUCUGUGUUUUUCACAUUUUUAAAGAAAAUCCACAUCUCUUCCCCUCAAUCACUCCUUCUCCAGCUACUACGAGCUAUCUUUAUGAUGGAUUCCCAAGAUUCCCACCAUUCCCAGGCUCAAUUCCACCACGGGCAACCACCGCAACCCGGCCCGAACAUGAUGGCGGCGCCACCGCAUCAGUCGAGCUCCUACGGCAUCCCCAACAAUGCCAUGAUGCAACAAUCCCACCAAUCUCUGCAGCAGCAGCAACAACAACAAAACCCUCGCUUCCCUUUCAAUUCCAUCAUGGGCGGGGCGGGUUCGGGUCAGCCGCCGGCGGGGGUGGAUUAUCCCGACGGAUCUUCGCCGAGGACUUCUGGGUUCGGCAUUGAGCCCACCAAGAAGAAGAGAGGACGCCCCAGGAAGUACUCCCCUGAUGGCGGCAUUGCUCUGGGCCUCACUCCCACACCCGUCUCUCCGAUUUCUUCAAUGGCCGGCCAUGGAGAUUCCGGCGGUGGGUCCGGGACCAACAACUCUGCCCAGAAUCACUCAUCUGAGAAUCAGCCUAAGAAGGCCCGUGGGAGGCCUCCAGGCCCUGGAAAGAGACAAAUGGACGCUUUUGGGUCUACUGGAAUUGGUUUCACACCCCAUGUAAUCACUGUCCAAGCUGGAGAGGAUGUAGCUAAAAAGAUAACGACUUUCUCACAGCAAGGACCAAGAACAGUAUGCAUUCUUUCUGCAAGUGGGUCUAUAUGCAAUGUUACCCUUCGCCAACCUGCCACUUGUGGAGGCACUGUGACAUUAGAGGGCCGGUUUGAAAUCAUAACAUUGUCGGGUUCAUUCUCUCCAUCAGAAGGCAAUGUCAGCCGAACAUGCGGGUUGAGCGUGUCGCUGGCUGGGGCAGAUGGCAAAGUUGUUGGUGGUGGCAUUGCAGGAAUGCUUACAGCAGCUGGGCCAGUACAGGUCAUUGUGGGAAGCUUCAUUGCUGAUGGUAAAAAGCCAAAGUACAAGCGAUCCUCUUUGUCUUCCACGCCGCCAUCAUCAAAUAUAAUGGGCGGCGGUUGUGGUGGUCCCCCCUUAGCGAUGGGGGCAAGUCCUCCUUCUGAGGAUGAUGGUUCAAGUGAGUCUUCUUCUGAUGAGAAUGGCGGCAGCCCUCUUAACCACCACGGGCCGCCAUCCUAUGGUAAUAAUCCCACCCAACCGGUCCAAACCAUGCCCGUGUAUGGAAAUAUGAGCUGGCACAACUCUACCAUGUAGACGCGGGCGCUUGUUGAUUCUCUCUUCAGCGCACGGCUAAUGCUUUUAAUUAUUAUUUUUUCCUUUUCUUUUUUUUGGGUUCUUAGUUUGAUUGGUAAAAUGAUGAGUACUUUAUAAUGAGGCUUGUGAGACCAUGUAUGCUGGUGGUAUUUAACAAGUGUUAGUUGUCUGUAUUAGGGGAUCUUCAAUCAUCAACUGACAUUUAUGCCCUUCAUUACCAAAUUUAACUCCGAAAUCGCUUUAUGUACGCUGCCCUUGUGUAUGACUAGCUGUAUAAUACACAUCCACUGCCAAUACAAACAGGUUUUUUUUGUUACCACAAACAACUGUUGUCUGUCCGAGAACAAACAAAAACCUGUUUGUGUGCAUCAAAGAGAGUGGUGUGUAACUUGGUGUGCACACGAGUGGUGUACAUAUGAAGCACAGCGGGUUUAACAUAAAUUAUGUUGACAGCAAGAGGAAAAUAUGGACACCAUGAGUUUAUGUUGAGAUUCUUCUACCUGUAAUUUGCUGCUCUUUCUCUGCUGUAAUAUGUGAGUAUUCAUUGAUGGAUUCUGGUGGUAUAGUGGAAUGGGUCUUU